Molecule: messenger RNA, 1639 nt
Organism: Aphis gossypii (cotton aphid)
Lineage: Eukaryota; Metazoa; Arthropoda; Insecta; Hemiptera; Aphididae
Product: exosome complex component RRP45-like
Exons: 7
Coding region: 355-1560 (401 amino acids)
Biological process (GO): U4 snRNA 3'-end processing; nuclear mRNA surveillance; exonucleolytic trimming to generate mature 3'-end of 5.8S rRNA from tricistronic rRNA transcript (SSU-rRNA, 5.8S rRNA, LSU-rRNA)
Cellular component (GO): cytoplasmic exosome (RNase complex); nuclear exosome (RNase complex)
Source: RefSeq, a predicted model, not a curated record
CUUGUUUGAAAAAUGAUAUCAUAUCAUUCUAUCAUAACAACGAUUUUUCUUAAAUCGUGAUAACUCGGGUCUCUUACAAAAUUGAAAAUAUUCAUUAACCGGCAACCGCGUGUUUUUGUGGAGGUAACAACACAGACAAACAGAAGCAAUUGGAUUACCGAGUGGCGAGUACCGACUGAAAUACUGAAUACGACAUCUGAAAUGAGACAUACAUAUUGUUUAUCUCUUAAAUAAUUUAAAAAUAUUCAACGUAUAUUAAAAUAGUCGAUUAGAGAUAAGAGUAAAAACUAAACAGAAAAUAUUGUUUUAAUAAACAGUAAAAACUGCAAUUAGUUCUCAAGUUUACCUAAUACGAUGAAUUUAAAUCCUGUAUCAGAUUGUGAAAAACUCUUCAUAUUGGAAGCAGCAUCUCAAAAAAUUCGUCUUGAUGGCCGUAAAAGAGAUGAAUAUAGACCAUUAAAAAUUGAAUUUGGAUUGGACUGGGGUAAUUGUCUAGUAACACUUGGCUGUACACGUGUCUUUGCUCAAGUUAGCUGUGAAAUAUAUCAACCUAACAAUAGUCGUCCAAAUGAAGGUGUACUACAAAUAUCUGCUGAAUUAGCAGGAGAUGACAAGCUUAAUGAUCUAACAAAAAUUAAUCAAGUUUUAGAAAGAUUUUAUAAAGAUUCAAAAUGUAUAGAUCUUGAAGCAUUAUGUAUUAUUGCUGAGGAAAAAGUGUGGAAAAUCAAAGUAGAUUUAAGUGUUUUGAAUAUGGAUGGUAAUACUUUAGGAUGUUGUUCAAUUGCAACUUUAGCAGCAUUAAUGCAUUUUCGGCAUCCUGAUGUGAUGUCAACUGGAGAAAAAGUAAUUGUCUAUUCUAGUUCAGAGAGAGAUCCUAUACCAUUAUCACUUCAUCAUCAUCCAGUAAUUGUAAAUUUUGCAAUUUUUGAAAAAUACGAUUUUAUUAUUUUGGAUCCAUCUUUUCUGGAAGAUAAAGUCUGCGAUAACAAAUUGUCUAUUUGUUUUAACAACCAUAGAGAAAUGUGUGGUGUUGACAUUGAAGGAUGUGCUUCUUUAAGUCAGGAUCUUCUCAUGAACUGUUCCAAUCAGGCAGCUUCCAUGGCUAUUAAACUUGUAGAUAAAAUAAAAUCAGCUAUAAAAAUUGAUAUUGAAAAUCGUUCUAGUAAAUCAGUUAAAGGUCUAGAACCAGCCGUUUCUGAAGAUAAUGGUCUAAAAUUAUGUUUGUCUGAUAAAUUCAAUUUUAUCGGUCCAUCCAAUCGAGAAAAUAAAAUAGAAGAGACUGAUGAAAAAAUGGAUGCUGAUCAAGAAGUGGUUAAGAUAACUGAUGGAACUGCAUUCACAACUUCUCAUAAUAAUUUACAACAAAUAAAAGAUGUAAAACAAAAUAAACAAAAUGACGAUUUAAUUGUAAUUGAUCCUGAAAGUAGUGAAUCAUCAUCAAGUGAUGAGAGUGUUGAAGUUGUUAGUCAUUAUAAAUUAGAUGAUAUUAGACCUGUUAUUGGCAAGUAUGUUGUUUCUGAUGAUGAAAAUAGUGACACAGGUACCAUCAUUUUGGAUUAAACAAGGAAACAAAUAUUUAAUUAUGAGUAAAAAUUUCAUUUUGUAAUUAUAUUAUUAAACUGUAUUUUAUAUAUAUAUA